Messenger RNA from Gloeophyllum trabeum ATCC 11539, 1560 nucleotides. RefSeq lists its product as uncharacterized. The transcript is spliced from 4 exons. The record is from RefSeq and is a predicted model, not a curated record. NCBI's taxonomy places the organism in Eukaryota, Fungi, Basidiomycota, Agaricomycetes, Gloeophyllales, Gloeophyllaceae. The coding region runs from base 32 to 1303 and encodes 423 amino acids.
AGCAGUCCAUGCCUAGCUACCAACAACCGUGAUGCUCACCGUCGCGCCCUCCUCUCCUUUCCACUCUCCUUCGUCGUCUGCCAUGGACGCUGCAGUCUCUCCUUUUCAGUCUCGGCCCCUGCGCACAGUCGCGGGCCCGAAGCCGCUGCACCUCGCUUCCCCGUCGACACCGAUCUCGAAAUAUAACUCGGGCCCGGUAACGGCCCCGCUGACCCCCAUCUCGCCCGCGCCCAAGUCCGCGCGGAGACAGUCAUCCAUAUCCUACUUUUCCUCCAAUAAUGUCAGUGAACGCGAGCAGGAGUCGCCGUCGCUGAGCAGGAGCCGGUCGGUAGGCGUCGGACAGAAGGGCGAUAGAAGGAGCACGGGCUCGCUCGUGCAGGACCGUGGCCCGCUCACGCUCGUCGAAAAGCACGCCGACCUCCUGCACUUUAUCGCGCAGAAAGAGUCCAAGUGCCUCGAGCUGCGCUCCGCGCUCGCAAAGGAGGAGGAGGAGCUCGUCGCGCUCAAGCGCAAGUGGGAGCGCAUCGUGCACCGCGGGCUCCAGCGCGCGUCUUUGCCUCCUUCCUCCCCUGCUUCUCCACUGGCUGAGGGCCCGGCGUCCCCGGCGUUGAGGAGAGGCCACUCGCUGCGCGAGUCGACGUCUUCCACGUCCACGUAUGCCACGACCGCGACGACGAGCAGCGGGAGUAACAGGCUCUCGCAGAGCUCUGCGUCGAGCCUCGGCGAGGUCGACGAGGAUAACACCGUCACCCUCUCGUACCCCUCCGCCAAGACGCUCCGCCGGCGCUCGAAAGAACAUCCCGCCAGCCCCAAUACACCCAACACGCCCAGCACCGCGAGCAACUCCAAGCCAAAGCAUAGCAAAAGAGCAAGCGUAAGCCUGAACGCGGGCGCGCUGCCCCCGCCGUCGAUACCGGGCAUCGCGACGCUCUGGGCGGGCAGCGUGGGGAGCGUGGGCAAGCGGUGGGAGGAGAUUCAGCGGGGGGAGACGUUCACGAAAUCCCAAAGACGCGCGUCCACGCUCCUCUCGGACGUCUUCGCCGCACUCGCAUCGCCCUCCUCGCCCGCUUCGUCCUUCCCACCACCUGCCUCUCCCGUGCCUCCCUCCCCCCUACCCCCCUCGCAGCUGCCCUCAUCAGUCUCGCGCUCGACGUCAGGUACCAGUACCUCGUUACUAGACGACGACGGCGACGGGGUCGGCGCGGGGCUGGGGAGCGUCAUGACGCCUGACACGAAGCCCGCGGUCAAGUCUGUGGUCAGUGCUGGGAAGAAACUAGAGGAUGAGGAAGAGUGGAAUUGGUGAUGCUGUUUACGCGGUACUGCUUUCGGUUGUUUGUCUAGCCAUAGUGAGGAGCGGUGCGAGGGUGACGCUUAAGAGUCGAGGUGUGUGUAAUGAAUUUAUGACGGCCCGCUGUGUUCUACGUUCGAUGUUCGUUGUUUGUUUGGAUUUGCUGACUUACUUAUUUACGUCUGGCAUCUGGAAUCCGCAUAUUGUACGCAUUUUUGGUAUUUAAACCCCAAAGGCUGAUAGUGCAUGCUUUCAUUCCCUCAAUAUCCUGC